CUCUUUUCCACACACAUGCUUUUUACAUUAGGCUUAUGUGAAAAGGUGGCAAAGUGUUAUUUGCGUGGUGGGGUGUGCGGUGUUGUGGUUCAGUUUGUUGGAUGGUGUUCGUUGCGUGUGGCAUACUGUCAAACAAAAUGAUCAACUACAUGUUAUUCGCGUUUUUAUUUGUAAAUGUGAAAGCCACUACCAAUAUAAGUAUGAAAUUGAUUUCAAAAGCUAGUGAUGGUCAUUACAACUUUAUGACGCUUGGGUGCACUUUAGGAUACAAGAUGCAAAUCUCACAAUGUGUGGGACCAGAUGGGGCUCAUCUUAUUGAACUUAAUCAGGAGAACAACAACCCAACAGUUCCAAACGGAAGUCAGUGUACAUUCCAACCUAAUGCCAGAAGUACACAGGUUGCCACUUGUCAGUCAGGAGAAUGGCAAUUGCCAGAAACUUAUAGAAGUAAUAAUUUGAAGCUGCGCCGAAGAAAAAGAUGUUGGCUCUGGUGUGGAGGAGGCAGUAGCGAACCCCCACCAAACCAACCACCGACUAUAACUUGCCCAGUUGUGGCGUCAACUUUUUAUACCGACAAAAGUCAAAUUGUUAAGUACGUUACAUGGAGUCCUGCAACAGCAUAUGAUCCAGAGACCGGAAACAUUGGCGUAGCACAAACUCAAGGCGUAUCUCCUGGAACACAAUUUGCUGAAGGCUCCUACACGAUUUCAUACAGUGCAACGGACAGUCAAGGCGCAACUGUUUAUUGUUCUUUCUCCUUUAGAGUUAUAGUACGCAGAUGUCCUUCAGACUAUACCAGCACAGAACACGGUGUUGUUUCUUGUCAACCUUCCAACAACCCGAACAUCUACGGCAGCCAGUGUUCAUACAACUGUGCUGAAGGAUAUGAACGGGUUGGUUCCUCGCUAGUGGAGUGUGGCAGCAACCAGAUGUGGAAUUACGCCAAGCCUUUAUGUAGAGUGAUCUCAUGUGGAACACCGCCUACUGUAGAAAACGGAGUCCUACGUUGUACCAGCACUACCUAUCAGUCGACUUGUGAUUUGUCAUGUAAUGCUGGAUACAUGUCAGAUACUUCCAUUAUAAGAUGUCAAGCUAAUAAACAAUGGACAGUUCCUGGAAAAUGUAUUGAUACCGAGCCUCCCAUGAUACAAUGUCAAUCAAAAAUUGAUGUCUACGCUGGCCCAAAGUUAAGCAAGCCCAGUGUGUACUGGACAACGCCUAAUGCCACAGAUAACUCUGGACUUGUUCUUGACUUGACCAGCGAUAUCCAACCAGGGUCUUUGUUUGACAUAGGUCAAACACCUGUCACCUUCACAGCUAAAGAUGCAACCAACAACAUUGCAGUGUGUGUUACAGCAGUUAACGUAACUGUCAAGCUUUGCCUCAACUACCCCUCUAUACAAAAUGCCGCUGUGAAAUGCUCCCAUGGCAACGCGUUUGGCUCUGAAUGCACAACAACAUGUAACCAAGGCUACGAGAUCGAAUCAACAUCAACACAAACUUGUUUAGACAAUCAAACAUGGAGCAGCACUAAACCUCUCUGCAAACCAAGAGUUUGCAGCGUACCACCACUAGUUGCCAAUGGAAAUAUCGUUUGUCCAAAUGGCCAAACAUACCAAUCUGUUUGUAAUCUAAGCUGUAACCAUGGUUACCAAGCUUUGUCCCCUUCAACUAUUCAGUGCAACAUCAACAUCCAAUGGACACAGAUUGGCUCUUGUUUAGACGUCGAGCCUCCAAGUUUCCCCACCGGAUGUCCAGCCAGUUUUGAAGUUCCAGCUGCCAGACUUGGAGAAUCUACGUACGUCACCUACCAGUACCCUAACGUGACGGACAACUCGGGUCAAAGUGUUGUUGUGGUUGGCUCUCCUGUGUCUGGUGCCAGAUUUAACAUCGGUACAACAACUGUCAAUAUCACAGCCACAGACGCACAAGGAAACUCUAAAACGUGUUUGUUCGAAAUAACAAUUAAAUCCAGAGAAUGCCCAGCGCCAAACCUGGACAACACAGGAACAAUCUUCUAUAACUGUUCAAGUGGCUACGUCUACGGAGCUGAGUGUACAAUGAACUGUGUUGAGGGAAACCCUGUCAUAGGUCCAGGUUCUAUUGUGUGUGACACAAGCAUUAAUACAAACGGUAUCCAGUGGGUGUGGUCAGGCAACAACAAACCUUAUUGUAAAGCUCAGACUUGCAGCAGACUACCCUCCCCCACAAACGGUGCUAUGAGCUGUGAGAAGUUGAGUCCAGCCGGUGAAGUCUGUGCCAUCAUGUGCAAUGCAAACUUCACUUACCCGGCCUCAGCACCGGAACAGUACAUGUGUUUCCCGUCUAUGGGCAUUUGGAAUCCUACUACGUUUGUACCUGGAUGCACAGUGCGCACCAGACCUGGACAACUGAUCACAAAACCGAACAUUUAUUUUUUCUCUGGAACAUGCAAUACAAAUCGAACAGAUAUAAAAGAGAACUUCAGGGAAAUUAUGUUGAACUUGGGUCUAGAAGACGUUUGUGAGAACCGUUGUUCUGUGGACAACAUUGACGUCACAUGUGGACCUGUCACAAAUGCUAAAAGGAAAAAACGUUCGGACAUGCAUUUUGAAUACAAGAUUUCAGCUUAUAUAACAUUCGGCCAGCUAAAUGCUAGCUCACCGCUUCGUUAUAUGAAGGAUUUGGUCAGCUCUGUAAAUGACCACCUGGAGAUGACAUUGAACUCGAGGGUCGUACACUCACCUAUACUUGGCAUGCACGACAUGAUUGAGAGAGGUGAAGCUGUCAUUGUAUGUGAACCAGGGACUCUCUUUAUUUACAGGACAAUGUCGUGUGCCGGCUGUGGCCCAGGCCACAUGUACACCAAUGAGACCAACAGCUGUACAGCCUGUCCACCAGGGACAUACCAGGACCAGGAGAUUUCAUUCAGCUGUAGACCAUGUCCUAGCGGGACUUACACCAAGCAGGGCAAGGCUACGUCUUUAAGCCAAUGUAAAGAGAUGCGUUGAUGUGAAUGACACAACAAUAUCAUUCUGCUUAAAACAAUCUAUGAAUUAUACAUAUACAAUACAUUAUUGAUUCAAAGCAAUCGUAACAUAUACUAUUUUACUUUAGUUUCUUUUUAACAAUGUUUAUAAUAGUUUAGAAUUACUCCAAUAAAACAGUAAGAUUUAAAAACAUUAGG
Molecule: messenger RNA, 3166 nt
Organism: Physella acuta
Lineage: Eukaryota; Metazoa; Mollusca; Gastropoda; Physidae
Product: sushi, von Willebrand factor type A, EGF and pentraxin domain-containing protein 1
Source: RefSeq, a predicted model, not a curated record